Molecule: messenger RNA, 1970 nt
Organism: Danio rerio (zebrafish)
Lineage: Eukaryota; Metazoa; Chordata; Actinopteri; Cypriniformes; Danionidae
Gene: tmcc2
Product: transmembrane and coiled-coil domain family 2
Cellular component (GO): membrane
Source: RefSeq, marked validated
GAGACGAGAGAUCCGCGAGGAACAGACGACGCAGAGAUGCGGGAGAGAAAACACAGCUGAAACCCUCUCGGCUGUAAACCAUGACCGACAGAUAGAGAGAGAGAUAGAGGGAGAGAGAGAGAGAGACAUGGCCCUCUCAAACAUCUCCGCAGUGAAGCUGCACGUCCUGGACUGAAGACCAUGCUGGAUAAGAGCGAGGUGUCUACUCUGGCUCUGCCGCCCCCCGUGAGCCAUGGCGGGUCAGACGGGAACAUCAGCGUGGAGGCCGGGUCUGAGGGCGAGAUACAGCGGACGCGGGCGGCUCUCGAACACCUCCAGCAGAAGAUCCUGAAGAUCACGGAGCAGAUCCGCGUGGAGCAGGAGGCCCGGGACGAUAAUGUGGCUGAGUACCUCAAACUGGCCCACAACGCCGACAAGCAGCAGGCGUCGCGCAUCAAACAAGUGUUCGAGAAAAAGAACCAGAAGUCUGCGCAGACCAUCGCACACCUGCACAAGAAGCUGGAGCACUACCACAAGAAGCUCAAAGAGACCGAACAGAACGGUCCAGCACGGCAGCCCAAAGACGUCCUGCGGGACAUGCAGCAGGGGCUGAAGGAUGUGGGAGCCAAUAUGCGAGCAGGAAUCAGCGGUUUUGGAGGAGGCGUGGUGGAGGGAGUGAAAGGCGGAGUCUCGGCGCUCACACACACCGCCGUCGUCUCCAAACCCAGAGAGUUCGCCAGUCUCAUUCGGAACAAGUUCGGAAGCGCCGACAAUAUCGCACAUAUGAAGGACACUCUGGAGGACGGACACGCGGAGGAGACGCCCAGAGCUCUGAGCGGCAGUGCUACGCUAGUCUCCAGCCCCAAAUACGGCAGUGAUGAUGAGUGUUCCAGCGCCACCUCUGGAUCCGCAGCGGGCAGCAACUCUGGCGGAGCCGGCGGCGCCCUGUCGGGAAUGGGAGCAGCCAUGGGCAGCCCUCGACUGGACGGACACCACCACCACCAUCACCACCACCACACCUCGUCCUCCUCCUGGGACGCGCUGCUGGAAGGCCUGCAGGAGAUCAAGGUGGGUCAGGUGCACAUGGAGGACGCCAUCGACGACAUGAAGGCGCAACUCCAGAGCGACUACAGCUACAUGACCCAGUGCCUGCAGGAGGAGCGCUACAGAUACGAGCGGCUGGAGGAGCAGUUGAAUGACCUGACAGAGCUUCACCAGAACGAGAUGAGCAAUCUGAAGCAGGAGCUGGCCAGCAUGGAGGAGAAGGUGGCGUACCAGUCGUACGAAAGAGCGAGAGACAUCCAGGAGGCGGUGGAGUCCUGCCUCACCCGCAUCACCAAGCUGGAGCUGCAGCAGCAACAGCAGCAGGUGGUGCAGCUGGAGGGUGUGGAGAACGCAAACGCCCGCGCGCUGCUGGGAAAGCUGAUCAACGUGAUCCUGGCGCUGAUGGCGGUGCUGCUGGUGUUCGUCUCCACCAUGGCCAACUUCAUCACGCCGCUCAUGAAGACGCGGGCGCGGGUCGGUGCCACCGUCGCCCUGGCGCUCUUCCUGGUCACACUGUGGAAACACUGGGACUGGCUGGAGCUCUGUUUGCUGCCCAGCUGAAAGACCUACGAAAUGCACAACAUCGGAACUUCGAUUCAUCCCCAUUAUUGGAGCAGAUGUGCACGAGAGCUUGAAGGAUGUAUAAAAACGAUCCCUCCAUUGCUUCAGUGCGGAGAUACGAGGCUCGAAGAAGGUGCUCGACGUUUCUCCUCUGAAUGGAUUCCCUUUUUUUACAGCAACUGAUGAAUGUUAAAGCUGGAGAGCGAGAGAGAGAGUGGUCUUCUGCUGAUGCAUGGCUUUAAUACAUUACACCGUCAUGUUUCAGAUCCAGACGUCUGAAGGAACUCUACAACGCUGACACCAAAACUGUCCGGGAAGUGUGUUGCGUUUAGUUUAUUCCGUCUCUUGUGGAACUCAAUGUCUGUUGUAAAAAAAAUAUCUCUUUA